AUGUCCAAUGUACUUGAUGAUGGAUCAGAAAAAUAUUCUAAUUGGAGUAAACAAGAACUGAUAGCAAAACUAUUAACUUUAGAAAAACAACAAUCACUACUACUACAGAAGGAGGAGGAGAAGCAAGAAAAGCAGAAUGAAAUGUACACAACUAGUAAAAUAACAGAAACAAAUAAUUUAAAAAAAAAUUUUUUGACAAAAAGAAAAAGACUAUUUGACAUGUCGAAAUAUGCUAAAAGACGAAUAGCAUUUAAACUAGCAUAUUUUGGUUGGAAUUAUUAUGGGUUUGAAACUCAAAAUGAUGAAAGUAGGUUGCCUACAAUUGAAGGACGAUUAUUUCAAGCAAUGAUAAAUUCUAAAUUAAUAAGUGAUCCAUCUGAUUGUAGGUUUUCAAAAUGUGGUAGAACUGAUAAAGGUGUUAGUGCUUUUGGACAAGUGAUUGCAUUAAAUAUCAGAUCUAAUCUACCAAAGGACUCACCAUUGGAAAAUCAAGAAUUACCUUAUUUGCAAAUAUUAAAUCGAUUAUUACCAAAUGACAUUAGAAUAAUAGCUUGGGCACCAGUAAAUAAAAAUUUUGAUGCAAGGUUUAAUUGCAAAUCUAGAAAAUAUAAAUAUUAUUUUGUACAAGAAAAUUUAGAUAUAGAAUUGAUGCAAGAAGCAGCCAAUAAGUUUCUUGGUACUCAUGAUUUUCGUAAUUUUUGUAAGAUUGAUGGAUCAAAACAAAUCAAGAAUUUUGAAAGAACAGUGUUGGAAGUAGGUAUUUACCCAAUGAACAAUAAAAACAACAGUGAUAUUAAUAGUGAUAGUGAUAAUGUAGGUAAAAGACUAGAAAAGCCAUCUGUAAUUGAUGACCUUUUAGAUGUAAAGAAAUUUCCAGCUAAGCCGGUCUAUGAUAUUGCUAAUGAACUUCCAUUGGUUCUGUAUAAUUCAUUACAUGCACCUACAACUCUUUAUAAACAAAUUUAUGAACAAUGGUAUAUUCAUGCUACAAAAGCCAAUAUCCAUUCAAAUUUAUUAAAUAAUCUUGAAUCAAGAUCACAACGUAAUUAUGUGAAAAUUAUUAAUAGAAAAACUUGUGAUUCAGUUGAAAGUAAAAACGCAAAUUUCAAGAAAAAAAAAAUUAUUAAAUUAGAAAAAAUAAAUAAAUAA
This is a messenger RNA of Entrophospora candida, 1149 nucleotides long. The record is from the annotation of a GenBank genome assembly. NCBI's taxonomy places the organism in Eukaryota, Fungi, Glomeromycota, Glomeromycetes, Entrophosporales, Entrophosporaceae.